This is a messenger RNA of Pyricularia oryzae 70-15, 171 nucleotides long. RefSeq lists its product as uncharacterized. The transcript has 3 exons. The record is from RefSeq and is a predicted model, not a curated record. The coding region runs from base 1 to 171 and encodes 56 amino acids. Lineage: Eukaryota; Fungi; Ascomycota; Sordariomycetes; Magnaporthales; Pyriculariaceae.
AUGUCCGGGUUCGGCAACGCCAUCGCAUUGCUUUUCAAGCUACGGUCCAAGCCCCAGACUGCAAGCACGAUAGCAAACGCCCGACAUUCCGUGGCGCAUGCGAAGCUUGGCCGCUCAGACCUGGUGCUUGGGUCCUCAAAACAUACUCGCGUAUAUGGUUAUGGCAGCUAG